Messenger RNA from Trichoplusia ni (cabbage looper), 2240 nucleotides. Its product is annotated as probable pyruvate dehydrogenase E1 component subunit alpha, mitochondrial. Lineage: Eukaryota; Metazoa; Arthropoda; Insecta; Lepidoptera; Noctuidae. The transcript is spliced from 8 exons. The coding region runs from base 124 to 1386 and encodes 420 amino acids. The record is from RefSeq and is a predicted model, not a curated record. Gene Ontology annotation, molecular function: oxidoreductase activity, acting on the aldehyde or oxo group of donors, disulfide as acceptor.
AUUAAAGAAAAACUGAAAUGUCAAUGUUUAACCGUCAUCUCCCUCCAGUGUGACGUUGGGUCGGCCCAUAUUUUUGAAUUUUGUACACUAAAUUAAUAUUAAGUAGAUCUUAACAAGGCUCCCAUGAUAAAUUGGAUGUUACAAAUCAAAAAACUGGACCUAAUUGCACAAUUGAUUUUAGAAAUGAGUAAAAUAAUCCCAUCUGCCGCAAAAUUGUUGGCCAGUAGAGCGGUUACGAAAGCAGGCAUUCUUGCUCCUGUGGCACCUAAAAUCAGAUACAGUACGAAAAAUGAAGCUAGCAUUGAAAUCAAGCCCUACAAACUUCACAAAUUGGAUAAAGGUCCCCCGACAUCAUCGACUAUCACACAUAAAGAAGCACUCGCUUUGUAUGAAAAGUUAGUUGUGCUCCGAAGACUAGAAACAGCUGCCAGUAACAUGUAUAAGGCAAAGGUCAUCCAAGGAUUUUGUCAUUUAUAUCUAGGUGAAGAGGCAGUCGCCGUCGGCAUAUGUUCGGUUAUGCGCCCGAUAGACACCGUGUGUGGCGCGUAUCGAUGCCACGGCUGGACUCACCUCAUGGGCGCCAGCGAGCUGGGCGUGCUGGCUGAGCUCGCAGGCCGCAAGUCCGGCUGCGGCCGCGGUAAAGGAGGCUCCAUGCAUAUGUACACACCAAGACUCUUCGGAGGCAACGGUAUCGUCGGCGCUACGGGCCCAUUAGGCGCUGGUAUUGCUUUUGCUCACAAAUACAAGGGCACCGGUGGCGUUAACUUCGCGCUAUACGGGGACGGAUCCGCCAACCAGGGUCAGGUGCACGAAGCCUUCAAUAUGGCUAAGCUUUGGGUCUUACCCUGUAUUUUCCUCUGCGAAAACAAUGGAUACGGUCUGGGAACUGCGGCAAAAAGAUCGUCAGCGUCCACGGAGUACUAUGCCCGCGGUGAUUAUAUCCCCGGCAUCAAAGCCGACGGCAUGGACGUAGUAGCCACCAGGGAAGUCACGAAGUUUGCGAUUGAUUGGUGCGCCAGUGGAAAAGGUCCUAUAGUAGUGGAGUUUGACACCUACCGCUACACAGGACACUCGAUGUCUGAUCCGGGCACGUCGUACCGCUCGCGCGAGGAGGUUGCGGAAGUGCGAGCUAAGCGAGACCCUAUCACCAGCUUCAAGGAGAAGCUUCUUAAGGCCCAGCUCGCUACUGCCGAACAACUGAAGGCAAUCGAUUCUAAAGUAAAGAAGUCAAUCGAUGCAGCCACUAAGCAAGCGAAAGCAGACGCCGUUAUUGGUCCCGAGGAGCUUACGGCUGACAUCUAUUACUCGUGCCUUGAGAAGGAAAUCCGGGGUACUCACCCCGGAGCGCCGCGUGCGCACCUGGCACUUUCAAAGCGCGCAUCGUAAAACUCAGAUAAUUAAGUCUGUUAUCCCAUAAACAUACUCCAAGAAAUAGGUAAAAUGUAAUUUUUUUGAGAAAUUUACGUUUGGUAUGUUGUCACUUGUAUUUUGUUAAUUUAUUAGUAUUUCGUUUUGAACAUGUUUGAGUUCAGUGUAAGGUAAUGAGGCCGCCCAACUUAAUAUUUAAAAUUAUUCAGUCUAUCUUUAACAGUAAAUCUUAAGUUAAUUUUUUUGGAUGGAUCACACUGUUUUGUCGUUUGUGUUUAUACAAACGACAAAAUGUACUGUUGACUAAAGGAGUAUCCACACCGCAGUUAUUUUUUGCCGAGCAACAGAAUUCUUGAUCAAGAACAUUAGGUAAUAUUUUUCAACUUUCGCGACUGCUCGUUACUUUUUGUUAAAUGAUCACUUUCAUACCUCCAAUAACAUAAAAGUAGCAAUUAGUAACCAGUUAGUUGCACAGCUUAUGUUCAGGAGCUUCUAUAGGUGAGGGACUUAAUCUCUUGCUCAAAAAUUACAUAGAACAUAAAAGAUAAAGAACUGAUUAUUGUGUAUCUCUUUAAUAAGUUUAAAAGACGGCGUUCGUCGUGGAUGAGUUAUGAUGAGGAGUGCACAAAUACUCAGUUACAUUAAAAUGAAGUUAUAUAGGAUUGACCGACGAUUUUAAAAAUGUAAACGUGACUUUAUCUAAUAAUAACUUCAUGUACUUACUAAGAAAUUUAACAAAUAGCUUUUUUUCAAUUGAAUGUUGCUCCUCAUUAAGUGGCUGUGAUGUGAUUGAUGCAUCUUCAUCAAUUUAGAUUCUGUGAUUUAAGAGCAAUGUGAAUAUGGUACCCAAUAAAAGUUUGAAAAUUCAAAAA